ACUUGAACUCGGCUUGUAAGUGUGUAACCAUCGCUUAGGGGCAGACCGUGCUCGCAUGCUGGACUCGGCCGAGACAGCAGUGAAUCGUUACGCACGGUUACCGCGGCUGGCGACACAUUUGCAUUUGUCACCUGAUACCAUCUAAAUCAUUCGAUAACACGCAAUCUUUCAGCGGCCACUUAUACAUGCAACAGAUGCUAGUUUGUUACGUAGCGCCGGAGACCGAGAAUCGGUUGUACAGGUCCGCGCGCGCGCAAUAGCGAAAGGUUAGAGUAACACAUACAUAUAAAUGGCCUUAUGUUUCACCUAUGAACACUUGACAGAGCUCAGCCUGCCAAGUGCAUAACGACGCAUCAGAGGGCCUCAGGUCGGGCCUGCGCGUGUGAAAGUUGGGCACCUGUUUCCUGUCAACACGCUUACACAGUUGAUCUUAUAUCAGUCAUAGCUCUGUGACGGGCAAAGCGUCCGCUCCGCCCUAAGGGCGUCUCAAAGCCCGAGCGAAGUGGCACGGUUUCAGCGUGAAGGGUUGAGCGCUUUAUGGACUGACGUCGCUGACCAACACGAAUCCAAGCGCCGGUGUGGCCACGGCUGUUACUGUCCACAAGCCUUACAUCAUGGAAAGGCGUGCAUUUGACGGAGUCGGCGGCUAUAGUGAAACCCGUGCUGAUGCGGGUUCCCACACGACUGUGCGUGAGGAGCGACCAUCGGCAUGUCUAGGCAUGCAACCCGCAAAAAGACAACGCGUUAUGCGGUUUGAGCCCGCUCACGCGACAACACUCUGCGGCCCAGCCUUGCCAUGCACAACAUGGCAUUGUAACCUUGACGACAGCUUCACUCCCGCGGCCUGCGCAUCGACCACCGCUUCUCCUGGUCGGUCUUCGUGGAUACCGCGCGAGCUACUGUGCAACUUUGAGGUCAGCUCAGCGCAACCCAGCGUGCCCGCAGAGCCAUCUCCCUGCCGCAAUGCUUCGCGCACUUCUAGUUUUUGCUUAUCGUCGUCGGCGGGCACUGCGUGGGGCCCGGCUCUAUGUCGAGUAACGACAUCACGCGACGAGGCCGUGAUAGCAGCUGUCAGCAAGGAAGAGCACUCCGUAACUGGGCCCGCCGCGCCCGCCGCGCCCGGCUGCUGGCAGCACCUGCCCUCGCCUGUGACGCGGCUGCUUAACCGCCUCGAAUGCCCGGAGGAGUGGAUGACCCGGGUGCACCCCGCCCUGGGCCUUUCAUCUCCCGACACCUUGCGCCUCGCCCUACACACGUGGCGGCGCGUGCAGCUGCCGGUUACAAUGCUCGUACACGUGCGCGCACAAGCAGUGCCCGGCAGCAGUGGACGCGCAGCGGCCUCAGCUGCGGCACCCGUGCACGCGCUGCGCUGUGGGCCCGCCAGCAGCAGCGGCAGCCUUGGCGGCAGCUCUGGAUGCGGCGGCAGCAGCAGCCCGGCACCCUUCGCCCCGGCGGCCACCGCGGCGUGCCCAUCGUCGUCUUGGCCGGCGGCUGUGUUGGCUACGAGCCGGCGCGUCCGCACGGAGCGCGCGUUCGCGGCGGCGUGCAUGCGUCUGGCGGCCAAGCUGCAGGAGCAGCGCGAGGUGACGCGCAUGGUCACGGAGCCGCUGGCUACGGCGUCGGGCACGAGUGGCCGCAUCAUCAUGAACGCGGAGGUGUGUGUGCUGCGUUGGCUGGAUUGGGACCUCCUGGCAGGGUUCGUGCCGGAGGAUGCGCACCUCAUUUGCGGCGUGGGAUGGGAUUGAUGAGGCUAGAAAAGGCUUGCGCACGAAGCGGACAGCGGCUGCAAUGUAGGAUUUAUUUGGGUUACCGUAGGGGGCGGUGGUUUUGUGCGGCCUUGAUCGGACGACGGACGCAGUGUGGGGUCAGCCCACUUUGGCUGUGCUUCUGGGGAACCACCUUUCUUGCCUGCGUGUACACAAACACACCGUACAUUUGUUAUCUGUGAUGCCUGCUGCGUCCUCUGCGGGGCUGAAACAACAUUUAUUCUGUGGGGCUGAAGGAUACCGCCCGCUCUUGUUGAUGAGGGCGGGACAAGGAGUUGCAUUGCUGAGGGUGGGAUUGCGCACUGCAGCAAACGCUGAAAGUAAAGCUGGCAUGAAGAAAGAAAGCAGCAGCAUAGGAACAGAUACGGUAGUAGAGGAUAGUGUUAAAUCUCUUGCAUGUGGUCUGUAAUUUGUGGGCUAUGGUAGUGCUAGUAUAGAACCAUUUAAGAAUGCAAGACGCACACGUCGGACUCUUGUGGCGCCGACAACUGAAUGGCUGCUGAGUUGCACUUGCAUGUGGAGGGGUCGUGCGUGCGGGUGCAUGUGUGUUUGUAAAUGUAGACGAAGGGCUUGUGAAUGUGUGUUUGGUAUGUUUUAUGGGAAACAGAAGCACUGAUUGUGUGUGUGCCUGUGUGCAAAACAACAACAGACCGAGCCCCGCGAUUGUGUGUGUGCCUGUGUGUGUGCCUGUGUGUGUGUGUGUGUGUGUGUGUGCGUGCGUGCGUGCGUGCGUGCGUGCGUGCGUGUGUUUGUCUGCUCGGUGCGAACGUGGGGCCCCAAGCGUCCGCCAGAGACAAGGCUUAAUGGGUCGCAUGCUUUUGUUACAAUCAACCUUGUUUGAUGGUGCGUACACUGUAUGGGACAAGUGUUCCCCGGUCACGGGAAAAGGGGCUGAGCCCCUCCACAGUCUGAGGCCGAACAACCUCAUCGCCCGGCUAUCCUCAUCGCCCGGACAUAGCCGGGGAUUUGUGGGAUGGCAAAGCAGUAUGAAAGUUUGCGAUGGGAGUCAUGGCACACGUGCAUGAAUACGGUAGCCUAGAAUGCUUGAAACCCGGGUCACGCGCGGGUGCUGUGUGUUCGCUAGUUGUAGUACACGGCUCAGGUGGUCACCUGCUCCAGGCAGACCCCUGCACACGUCAGCGUGUGGGGACGCCGCGAUGGCGGAAGCCGCGGCGUCCCCGUUUUGGGGGCAUGGGCACCCGUUCGGAGCCUGGCGUGCGCAAGCCAUGUAACCUCCUCCGUUG
Chlamydomonas reinhardtii is the source of this 3010-nucleotide messenger RNA. RefSeq lists its product as uncharacterized. The record is from RefSeq and is a predicted model, not a curated record. Bases 615 to 1745 code for a protein of 376 amino acids. The transcript has 3 exons. NCBI's taxonomy places the organism in Eukaryota, Viridiplantae, Chlorophyta, Chlorophyceae, Chlamydomonadales, Chlamydomonadaceae.